AUGCGCCUCUGUAUAGCAAACAGUUUCUCCGAAAUCAAUGCCUGCGACAGUAGAGGGUGGAUGCCUCUUCACCGGGCAGCUGCAGUCGGCACGCCAGAAGAUGUCGAAGCGUUCCUAAGGCUUGGAGCAUCGCUUGAAGUUAGAGCGGACUGGUACGGCUGGACGGCGCUUUUCUUUGCUGCAUCGCACGAUAAUGUCGAGACAUUCAAGACGAUUGUCCAACAUUCAGGAGCCGGUGUCUUCGGGUCCCUCGACGGAGAUGGAUGGAACCUCUUGCAUUGCUGCACAUAUUUUGGUGCUCCUCGCGUCAUGAGACUGGUGUUGCAGAGUGGCAUUGACAUAAACCAAAAAUCGCUCCCCGCACCACUUCCCGAAGACCCGGAAUUAUCCUAUAAAGAGCUGACUGCCUUCGAUAUUGCCAUCUAUAUGGGGCCCAACAGAUACAAAAUGUUCAUGGAUGCCCUAGCUGACACAGGCCGGGAAGUGGAGCUAGAAGGCAGUGAUGAUGUCUUCUGGGAUGCGGCCAAUGUAAAAACGGGGCCUGAUGACCCUCCAAAUCAGGGUGAAAGCGAAAAGGGGACUUCUGAUACAAUGUACGGUGCCGAGGAUUUUGAUGAUAGGUGGGCACUGCUGCACUGGGCAUCCUAUAACGGCUCGCCCAAGGUGCAAAGACUCCUCCUCUUGAAGGGAGCAAACCCGGAACACCUAGAUGCUAUUAUGAUGGAGGAUAACCGGACCUUAUUGCCAGCGAGUCCUUUUGAGGGGCGAUGA
Molecule: messenger RNA, 771 nt
Organism: Penicillium cataractarum
Lineage: Eukaryota; Fungi; Ascomycota; Eurotiomycetes; Eurotiales; Aspergillaceae
Product: ankyrin repeat domain-containing protein
Exons: 1
Coding region: 1-771 (256 amino acids)
Molecular function (GO): protein binding
Source: RefSeq, a predicted model, not a curated record